CCGAGCUCGGCGCGCGUCCGAUCCGAGACAUUCAUAUCUCGCGUUGUUUGUUCGUUGGUAGUUGGCGUUGCAGGAGAAGAAGGAAAUUUGGAUUUGCAUUUGCAUUUGCGUUUUCCGCGCGGAGUGUUUUUAAGGGAUUUUAAUUCUGUUAGAGUUCUUCGGGUAGACUCUUAAAGUGUUUGUUGUUUUUUUUUUGUUUCUUCGUCGCGUACUUAAUUGUAUGGUGAUUUAUUCGGAAGAUUAAACGGAUUUUGUGCGGAGUGCCGAAAGCGGCGCGUCGAAGAUUAGGUAUUUUUUUGGAAAAAAAAAGAAGAAAAUGUUUGUUUUACCUAAUGAUUUAAUCGGUUUUGUGUGAUUAAAAUCGGAUUACUCGCAAGCGGAUUGUUCUCAAAAAAUACCAUGGAUACUAAUUUGUACACAAUCAUUCCUAUCGUGCUCCUGCUGGCGAGCGCCGUGCACGCCCAGCAACAAUACUUUCGGGUGCUGCCCAGAGACUUGAAGGUGCAAGAAGGCGGAGAGGCCCUCUUGGAAUGCGAAGUCGCCAAUUUGGCCGGGCAGGUGCAAUGGACCAAGGACGGCUUUGCACUCGGUUUCUCGUCGACGAUUCCCGGCUUCCCUCGUUACUCCGUGCUAGGAGACAGAAGACACGGCGUUUACAAUCUGAAAGUGAGCAACGCCUCCCUCGAGGACGACGCCGAGUACCAGUGUCAGGUGGGUCCGGCCAGACUCCAGAAAGCCAUCCGGGCCAACGCCAGACUCAACGUCAUUUCGCCGCCAUCUUCCGUGGAGAUUUUAGACCACACGCACAACUCCAAAAUCGAAAUCAAAGAACGACAAGAAUUCAAUCUGGAAUGCAGAGUCAAACACGCCAAACCUGCCGCCAAAAUCGUAUGGUACAGAGGCAAUGUUGAAAUCAAUAUACCAAACCGAGAAGACCAAACGAUCGAAGUACCGGGCAAAAACGGCGACAAGCGCGUAACCCGCUACGACACCCACUCGAGAAUCACCCUCAAACCCACAGCGGAAGACGAUUUCGCCGAGUACACUUGCGAAGCUCGCCACGAAGCCCUCUCCCAAGACGUACCGAUGAGAUCCACCGUGCAACUCAGCGUACUCUACCCGCCAGCUCUGCCGUACAUCGAAGGGUACGUGGAGGGCGAGACGAUCAGACGAGGCCAGACGGUGGAGUUGGUGUGCAGGUGCCGGGGCGGCAACCCGCCCGCCCAGCUGAUUUGGUACAAAAACGGCGAGCAAAUCCGGAUGGCCUACCGAACGGCCGGCCGGCUCUCCGAAAACGUCUACACCUUCACAGCGGACGCCAGCGACAAUAAAGCCAAAUACAAAUGCGAGGCCACCAACGUCAUGUCGAAGACUCCGCUGAAAGCCGAAGUCGAGCUGCGAGUGUUGUUUUCUCCGGCUCACGUGACGAUCUCCGGGCCGACUGAAGCCCGAGUGGGGGAUCCGGUGCCGUUGACGUGCACCACUGCAAAUUCGAAUCCUCCGGCGGAGAUCAAGUGGAUGGUAGCGGGGCGGCAGGUUCGCAACGCCACCUCGCGCACCGUCGUAUCGCCUGAAGGCGGUUGGAUAACCACAUCGAACAUCACCGCUGUGGUGGAGCCCAAUCGAAGAAGCCUCGUGGUUAUUUGUCAUGGGGUUAACAUGCAGCUGACUGAGAACGUUGUUUCCACGCAUACCAUCAACGUUUUAUAUCCUCCGAGUCAGCCGUUCAUCCACGGUUUUACGGAAGGUUCCCACAUCCCAUCGGGAACCCUCCAAAAGAUCUCUUGCACAUCAUCCGGAGGCAACCCACUGGCCGCCAUCACUUGGUACAAAAACGACAAGAAAAUCCACUCGAUAGUCAGAACGACCGAUAAAUCUGUAACAGCAGAAAUCACGAUACUAACCAACGUAACCGACAACGAAGCUCGGUACAGAUGCGAAGCCGCCAAUUCCGCCACGGAAAUCCCCCUAUUCGAAACCAUCACGAUGAGCGUCUACUUUCCCCCCGACCACGUCAAGAUCCACCAGGAGCCGGAGGAGCUGACGCCCGGCGAGGAGGCGACGCUCAUCUGCGAUUCCAGCUCGAGCAACCCGCCGGCGAAGCUGUCGUGGUGGCGCGAGGGCAUCCCGGUGCAGGGCCUCAACAACAGCACCAAGCCCGGCCUCCACGGCGGCGCCAUCUCCACCAUCGAAAUGAAAAUCAACGUCACCGAGCAGAUGAACGGUUUAGUCUACACGUGCCAGGCCAGCAACGAGAUACUCCAGCGGUCCGUGCACGACGCCAUCACCCUUCAAGUUUUAUACAAGCCGGUGUUCGAUUCCACCAACGAAGAGAGCAUCACUGGUAUUGAAAACGAGCCGUUGUUGAUCAAUUUGAAGGCGGACGGGAACCCGCAGAACAUCGCGUAUACUUGGACCAAAGAUGGUUUGCCAAUUACACAAUUAUCAUCUUCCAAUGGUAUCGAGCGCAUCGUUUCCGACGGAUCCGUGUUGAACAUCACGAAAUUGAGCAGAAACGACGCGGGAAGUUACACCUGCGAGGCGGUCAAUUCCCAAGGCAGCGCAAUAGCCGUAGUUAAUGUCACUGUGCAAUAUCCAGCUUCGAUAGUACAAACCAGCGGCACUGUGAUAGUGAAUCCGAAGGAGGACGCGACUUUGUCUUGCACCGCCGAUGGGAAUCCGCUGGCCGACGAUACCAUAACGUGGAAGAGGGACGAUUUUCCGGAAUUCGCGGCCCGUACGUCGGUCAUGUACGACAAAAACGGCACCUCUUACCUUCGAAUCUCCGGCGUGACCAGAGAGGACUUGGGCAAUUUCGUUUGCCUGUCGAACAACGGCGUGGGCAACUCCUCGUCGAGAGAGGUCAUGCUUAUAGUCAAACAUAAACCAGAAAUCGACGCCCGUCCUCAGUUCAUGAAAUUCGCCAGCGACGCCGGCGAUACGGGAAAAUUGACCUGCAGAAGCCAAGGAUCUCCAUUGGCUAGGUACACCUGGGCCAGGAACGGUUCACCCAUCAUUUCCAACACCACCGGAAAAUACUACACCACCUAUCAACAAAUCGACCAGCUGGUAUCCGAAUCCACCUUGUACAUAACGCACAUCACCUCGUCGGAUUACGGCAACUACGAGUGCGUGGCCAGGAACGAGCUGGGCUUCGCGACCAAGUCCCCUCGGCUGGAGGUCACCUCGGCGCCCGAUACGCCCACUCUCCUCACGGUGCUCAACGUCACCCACGACUCGGCGACGCUGGGCUGGACGCCGGGCUUCGACGGCGGCAUGAAGGCCUCCUUCCGCAUCCGCUACAGGAAAAUCGACGACGAGGGCUACAAGUACGAGGACGUCGUCGGCGGCAACGUCACCGCGUACACGGUGAAGGACUUGGAGGUGAACACGCAGUACGUGUUUUCCAUUAUGGCGGCCAAUAAGCUGGGCAACAGCAAGUUCAUGCCGGAUUUGUUGUCUGCUAAGACGUCGGCAUUCGUCGAAGACGCCGUCGAGAAAAUCGUGCCCGAGGACUUGCUCGAAAAACAGGAUCUGCCCCGCAUCGUGAUCAUUAGCGUAUCGGUGAUAGGAGUUAUACUUUUGUUUAUAAAUAUCGUUUUAGUGACGGGAUGCAUGUUGAAAAGGAGGGCUAAACGUAUUAGAGAUCAAAAUAACCAAACCAGCAAAUCGGCGACGAUAGAAAUGUACGCUCCCAGCAGCUACAACGACACGGUAACAGGAGAAACCCUCUCUUCCGUUAGCGAAAAAAGCGAAACCUACAGCAACGAAGAAGGAAACAACGAAUACAUGGACGACAGCCGCAAACCCACCAGCAAUUCCUAUCUGAUCGAACACCAGCCCGACUACCCAGGUGCGUAUCAAGCGUACGAAAUGCAAAUGCCCGGCCAGACGGGCGUCAGCAUGGCCCACAAGACCCACACCUUGCCCCAUCCCCAUCACCAUCACCACCACCUCGCCCACGACCAGAGGCCGAGGGCCAGAGAUGACCAGAGUCUCGGCUACCACGGCGGCAUGUCAGGAAAAUCGUCGUACGUGAGCGCGCCGUCGCCGGCGCCGCCCGCCGACGGUUCGUACUACAACAUGUCGGACCGGUACCUGUCGUACCCGCCGCCGUUGGACUUCCAGACGCCGCCGCCGGUGCCGAUGCACCCGCACCUGACGCACGCGCACGUGCCGAUGACGCCGCCGCUGCCGGCGAACGGGUCGCUGGCGCGGCUCGGGCGCGGCGUCCCGCCGCCGGACGUGCUGCACAACACGAGCCAGACCAAUCAGAUCCUGCAGGCGCAGAACCUGGCGCAGAAGCGCGAGCUGACGAGCUUCGGCAACGGGUACGGGGUGAACGAGCAGGAGGGGCAUCUCGUGUGAGACGAGGCGGAGGUUUUGUACGUUUUGUAAGGCGUCGGUGGACUUUGUACAUAAUGCUAGACUGUUGUUGUUUUUGUUUCGUUUACUUUUCGUCGACUAAUACUCAAUAAUACAUGUGAUUUUGGAAAUUUAUAUCAUUGCAAUAGUGUGUAGAAAGUUGCCGCGGGACGAGCUCGAAUUACUCGAGUAAUUUGCGUUCGUCUUGGGAUGUGUUAAGUGCGUCGGAAAAUUCGAUUAUUUGGAUUACUGAUGAAUAAAAUUGAUCUCAACGUUCGAGCCAAUUUCCGAUGCACGUUUCGACUUGUACAAUGACUUUUCAGGGUCGAAUUUUUCUCGAAGGAAAAUAGACUGAUUAUCGUAGUUGAUAGUAAAAUCGUACGUCAUUAUUUUAAUCGAUCGAUAGCUGAAGUUACUCAAUCAAAAAAUUAACGACUAAUAACAAUAACGAUAUAUCAAAAUGUACGAUAGAGCAAAACGCCAAAAAAAUUGUUGAUUUAAUGAUUAUGUGAUUCGUUUUGCUCCAAAUUGAUUUCCUUCAAUGUAGCUACAUAAUUAUAAUCGAUUUUAACGCGAGAAGUUUUAAUUGAGACGUUGAGUUGUUUGUUCUUUUGGGUGGCAAAUUAGGGGAAUCCUUGCAUGUGCUAUGAAAACCUGUAAGUUGCUGUGAUAUUUGUUUUUUUGGUACUCGAAAUUUUCUACAAUUACUUAGUUGCCAAUUUAAACCUAAACUUAAUGAAAUAAGUCAAUAGAAGCCCGUUUUCGAGUAAAACAAAAUGGAAGUUUCUCCGUAAUCUCCAUUACAGGAACGCAUUAAUAACUCUUAUUGAAGUUUCGUUUAGAAUAAUGUACAGUUAUUUGCGUAUAUUUUACGCGCAAGUUGUAAAUAGUUUUAUUUUUUUAACAAAAAAAAAAUAAUAUAAUUUACUAGUCCAAGUGAU
Phyllotreta striolata is the source of this 5306-nucleotide messenger RNA. NCBI's taxonomy places the organism in Eukaryota, Metazoa, Arthropoda, Insecta, Coleoptera, Chrysomelidae. The record is from the annotation of a GenBank genome assembly.